Durotheca rogersii is the source of this 2550-nucleotide messenger RNA. Its product is annotated as complex I intermediate-associated protein. Gene Ontology annotation, molecular function: protein binding. The transcript has a single exon. The record is from RefSeq and is a predicted model, not a curated record. Lineage: Eukaryota; Fungi; Ascomycota; Sordariomycetes; Xylariales; Xylariaceae. The coding region runs from base 198 to 2414 and encodes 738 amino acids.
CCUCAAGCAUCUCGAUAUUUUUCUCUUGAUAGAAGGGUCCCGCCUCCGCCUCAUGCCGACCCCUCCGCCUUGAGGCCAUCGCCAACCCUAGCCAUGCCCAGGCGAGUCCCAUCACAACGCUGCCCUGCGCCGCCUGCCAAUUACCUGCUAAUCGCACACGCCGUGCAGUGGUCGGUAUCCAUAGCCCGUUUCCCAUUAUGCGGUCGCAAUUGGCCCGCUAUGUCCUGCGGCGCCUUCUCGUGAGCGAGGUCUCGUCUGGCCCGCCUAGCUUCGUCCUCUCCCUACCUGGAUUGCGCACGUGCCCCCUGAGGCCGAGAAUCGCGCGGUGGCCACAGAGGAGGGGAUUCCUCGGCCUGUUCAACAAACCGCCUCGCAAGCUCAAGGAGAUCAAUGCCGAACCGGGUUACGAGACCCUCCUCCAAUACCGCGCUGCGGAGAAUGAGAGCAUCCGACCCCCUCGGCGAGCAGAUCUCGUCCAGGCAUGGCGCGACUUCUUCGACUACAAGAUGGGUUAUGGCCGAGUCGUGAAUUCUACCCAGGCCUUAUGCGCCCACAGAGUCUUUCUCUACCUCUGCAGCCCCUCGGCUUACAACCUGCACCGAGACGAAAUAUUAUCCGUCAACGACCUGCGCUUCGCUAGGGAGUGUCUAUCCAAUGCGCCUAAGGACGAUACCACCAGCCAUCUCGCACUCUCGAGAUCGCUAUAUAACGAGAUAACGGCCAGGGGUGCUGCCGUGCCUAGAGACUUUCAUACCUACGUCGCUGCCCUGUCGCAAUACGGACAGUCUCUCGAGGCGAGGGACCUGGUCUUUGAUUAUUUCCACAACCGACCUGACGUGGAUCCGAUCGCCCGGGCAAGAUGUUUUAUUCCCGUCGUCCGAGGUCUUGCCCAAGAAGGACGCGAGACCGAACUCGUAGAUCUUGUGACGGCAGCUAAGAAACUAGGACUCGAAUAUGACCCGCUGAUUCACGGCAUCAUGACCGGCUUCUUUGCGAAGCGUGAUAGGAUCGGGGAGACCAAGCUCUGGUUCAACAACCCCAUAAGUAGGGGCCUUCCACCGUCCUCUAUGGCAUACUACGAUAUACUUAAGUUCGCUCUGCGCAACGAUCUGCAGAAAUGGGCCGCUGGUAUAUAUGAAGAUCUCAUUUCAAGGCUAGAAACUGGACCGUUCCGCGGCCACAAGCCCUGUUGGGACACCGCCUUUCAGUGGGCAGUCGUGCUACUAGGGAAAGGCAUCGACCACAUCGAACACAUGCUCCAAGUCGCCUUCGAGCACACACGGGACUCACCGAAUUCCCAACCCAACAUAGGCACGAUAAACAGUCUCGUCAAGAUUGCCAUCGACAAGGACGACCCGUACCUAGCCGAGAGGUUCAUCGCGUUAGGCAGGAAACUGGGAUUCGAGCCGAAUUACAAGACGUACAUGCUUCAACUAGAAUACCGCAUCCGCGCUAAAGACCUCGACGGCGCAUUCGCGGCUUACCAGUCCUUCCGGGAGCAGGAUGAUGGGAGCAGGGACAGGGAGAUCAUCAUUUUGAAUGCCUUCGUCCAAGCCAUGUGCUCGGUGCCGGAGCCUAAUUACGAGCGGGUCCUCGACGUCACUACCUAUCUGGAGCAGCGGCGGGCCAUGGUGGAACCUGAAACAGUGGUGGCGAUCUGUAUCGCGUUUCUGAAAAACGACGAGACGUACGAGGUGAUAGACACGCUGUCGCUCCAUACGGUUCACUACAGUGUGGCGGAGCGCUACAUGGUCCGGAAGGCAUUUGUGAACUACUGCCUCGAUAAGACAAACAGCACGGCCCGGGUGUGGGACGCGUACGCGCUGGUGCGGCAGUUCUUCCCCGAGCUCGAGGUCGAGGAUCGGAUAGCGUUGAUGGACGCCUUCUUCGGCCGCCGGCGACCGGACAUGGCGCUGCACGUGCUCACGCACAUUCAGGGGAGCGGGGGCAGGGCCGGGGGGCCGCGCCCGACCGAGGAGAUGUACGUGCGGUUUAUGGAAGGGCUGGGGCGGUGCCCGAACGAGGAGGGCUUGCAUACGGUGCACAACAUGCUCAAGAUGGACACGACGGUCCAGCCGAGCACGCGGCUGUUUAAUGCGCUGAUGAUCGGGUACAUUGCGUGCGGGGUGCCGCACCGGGCGCUCGACUUCUGGAAGGAGGUGACGAUGUCGCUAGAGGGCCCCUCGUACGCGACGCUCGAGAUCGUCUUCCGCGCCUACGAGGUCACCUCGUACGGCGACGGCCCCGCCGGCGAGCUCUGGGAGAAGAUCAAGCGCAUGGAGAUCGAGGUCCCCGAGCACGUCUACGUCGCCUACGUCGCCACCAUGGCCGCCCACGGGAACCUCACGUUGGCUAAGACACUGCUUGACGACAUGCAUAACGUCGUCGGGAAGAACCCCGGCCUCCACGCGUAAGUAGACAUAUAUAUAUGCUUCUGCUGCUCAGUUAUUUUUUUUUCUCCCUUUCUACAUCUCUACUUCUCUUACUUUGCCGGCUACUUGGCUAACGCAGACAUUGUACUCGCUAGGCUCGGGUUCGUGUUCAACGCGC